This is a messenger RNA of Pipistrellus kuhlii (Kuhl's pipistrelle), 4456 nucleotides long. It is a transcript of the gene NRG2, whose product is annotated as neuregulin 2. The coding region runs from base 733 to 3282 and encodes 849 amino acids. The record is from RefSeq and is a predicted model, not a curated record. The transcript is spliced from 11 exons. Gene Ontology annotation, biological process: intracellular signal transduction; nervous system development; animal organ development. NCBI's taxonomy places the organism in Eukaryota, Metazoa, Chordata, Mammalia, Chiroptera, Vespertilionidae. Gene Ontology annotation, molecular function: signaling receptor binding.
UGGGUGUUCUCAAUGCCAAGACAAGACCCCACGUAGCCCCAACUCUUUGCCCAAAGACGGGGCUGAGAUCCCCAGCGCUCUCCUGGCGGGGGCAGGGCCGAGCACAGGGGCUGGAUGAGGGGCCGCCCUUUAGGGCUCUCCCAGGGAAGGGGACAACACAGGAGGCGGGAGGCUGGGCCAGCACCCCAGCCCCGGCAACCUCCCUGGCUGCUACAGCCUGUGGCCAGAGGCAAGGGCACGCCCUGGGUCCCAUUCCUCCAAGUUCAUAGGAGGCUGCCAGAACUGUUAUCUCUGCUCCGCCCCUUCUCCACGCACGACCCCGCUGUCACGUCCAUAAAUCCCAGGAGCAGAGGGCUGCACGGUCCUUCCCGCGUCCUGCGGGCCCAAGAGCCGGGCACGAAAGCGGUGCAGUCCCCAGCUUCCCCUGCAGAAGCCGCGCUCCCCGCUCGGUCCGGAGGUAGAGGGGGCGCGAGAGAGCCAGUGGGCGGGUGUCCCGUCCUCCGCAUCCUCCUCCAGGUCCUGGCGCGCAGGGUGGGAGCGAGGCGCGGCUCCGCGCUGCGCACCGCGGCCCGCUCGCCGCCUGCCCCUCGCCCGGCUGGGCCACGUCCCCGGGCUGCGGGGUGGAGGGCUAACGAAGCACUAACGUUACGCUGUUUCCGGUUUUUCCGCAGGCUCCGUUUCCCCUCCCAAGGCGGCGGCUGAGCGGCGGAGCCCCCCAAAUGGCCUGGCCAGAUGCGGCAGGUUUGCUGCUCAGCGCUGCCGCCGCCGCCGCCGCCACUGGAGAAGGCUCCGUGCAGCAGCCACAGCGACAGCAGCAGCAGCACCAGCAGCAAGAGGAGCAGCAGCAGCAGCAGCAGCAGCGGGAACAGCAGCAGCAGGAGCAGCAGCAGCAGCAUCUCCCGUCCCGCUGCGCCCCCAGAGCCGCGGCCGCCGCAGCCGCCGCAGCCCCGCAGCCCCGCAGCCCGGAGAGCCGCCGCCGCCCGCUCGCGAGCCGCAGCCGCCGGCGGCAUGAGGCGCGACCCGGCCCCCGGCUUCUCCAUGCUGCUCUUCGGGGUGUCGCUCGCCUGCUACUCGCCUAGCCUCAAGUCAGUGCAGGACCAGGCGUACAAGGCGCCCGUGGUGGUGGAGGGCAAGGUGCAGGGGCUGGCGCCGGCGGCCGGCGGCUCCGGCUCCAACAGCACCCGCGAGCCGCCCGCCGCGGGCCGGGUGGCGCUGGUGAAGGUGCUGGACAAGUGGCCGCUCCGGAGCGGGGGGCUGCAGCGCGAGCAGCUCAUCAGCGUGGGCUCCUGCGCGCCGCUCGAGAGGAACCAGCGCUACAUCUUCUUCCUGGAGCCCACGGAGCAGCCCUUGGUCUUCAAGACGGCGUUUGCCCCCCUCGACACCAACGGCAAAAACCUCAAGAAAGAGGUGGGCAAGAUCCUGUGCAUGGACUGCGCCACCCGGCCCAAGCUGAAGAAGAUGAAGAGUCAGACGGGACAGGUGGGGGAGAAACAAUCUCUGAAGUGCGAGGCAGUAGCCGGUAACCCCCUGCCCUCCUACCGCUGGUUCAAGGAUGGCAAGGAGCUCAACCGCAGCCGCGACAUUCGCAUCAAGUACGGCAACGGCAGAAAGAACUCACGACUACAGUUCAACAAGGUGAAGGUGGAGGACGCAGGGGAGUACGUCUGCGAGGCCGAGAACAUCCUGGGGAAGGACACGGUCAGAGGCCGGCUCUACGUCAACAGCGUGAGCACCACUCUGUCAUCCUGGUCGGGGCAUGCCCGGAAGUGCAACGAGACAGCCAAGUCCUAUUGUGUCAACGGAGGCGUCUGCUACUACAUCGAGGGCAUCAACCAGCUCUCCUGCAAGUGUCCUGUGGGAUACACCGGGGACAGGUGUCAGCAGUUCGCAAUGGUCAACUUCUCCAAGCACCUUGGAUUUGAACUAAAGGAAGCCGAGGAGCUGUACCAGAAGAGGGUCCUGACUAUCACCGGUAUCUGCGUGGCUCUGCUUGUCGUGGGCAUCGUCUGCGUGGUCGCCUACUGCAAGACCAAAAAACAGCGGAAGCAGGUGCACAACCACCUCCGGCAGAACAUGUGUCCAGCCCACCAGAACCGAAGCCUGGCCAAUGGGCCCAGCCACCCCCGGCUGGACCCCGAGGAGAUCCAGAUGGCAGAUUAUAUCUCCAAGAACGUGCCGGCCACAGACCACGUCAUCCGAAGGGAAGCCGAGACCACCUUCUCCGGGAGCCACUCCUGUUCUCCGUCCCACCACUGCUCCACAGCCACACCCACUUCCAGCCACAGGCAUGAGAGCCACACAUGGAGCCUGGAACGUUCUGAGAGCCUGACCUCCGACUCGCAGUCGGGCAUCAUGCUGUCAUCAGUGGGGACCAGCAAGUGCAACAGCCCAGCAUGCGUGGAGGCCCGGGCACGGCGGGCAGCAGCCUACAGCCUGGAAGAGCAGCGCAGGGCCACCAUGCCACCUUACCAUGACUCCAUAGACUCCCUGCGUGACUCCCCACACAGCGAGAGGUACGUGUCGGCCCUGACCACGCCCGCGCGCCUCUCCCCGGUGGACUUCCACUACUCGCUGGCCACGCAGGUGCCGACGUUCGAGAUCACGUCCCCCAACUCGGCGCACGCCGUGUCGCUCCCUCCCGCCGCGCCCUUCAGCUACCGCCUGGCGGAACAGCAGCCGCUCCUGCGGCACCCGGCGCCCCCCGAGGCCGGGCCCGGCGCCGCCGCCGCCGCCGCCGACAUGCAGCGCAGCUACGACAGCUACUACUACCCCGUGGCCGGGCCCGGGCCGCGGCGCGGCGCCUGCGGCCUGGGCGGCAGCCUGGGCAGCCUGCCCGCCAGCCCCUUCCGCAUCCCCGAGGACGACGAGUACGAGACCACGCAGGAGUGCGCGCCCCCGCCGCCGCCGCCGCGCGCCCGCGGCGCGUCCCGCAGGACGUCGGCGGGGCCGCGGCGCUGGCGCCGUUCGCGCCUCAACGGGCUGGCGGCGCAGCGCGCACGCGCGGCGCGGGACUCGCUGUCGCUGAGCAGCGGCUCGGGGUGCGGCUCGGCCUCCGCCUCGGACGAGGACGCGGACGACGCGGACGGGGCGCUGGCGGCCGAGAGCACGCCCUUCCUCGGCCUGCGCGCGGCGCACGAGGCGCUGCGCUCGGACUCGCCGCCGCGGGGCGGGGCGGCGGACAGCAGGACUUACUACUCGCUGGAGAGCCACAGCACGCAGGCCAGCAGCAGCAGACACAGCCGCGGGCCCGCGCGGGCCAAGCAGGACUCGGCGCCCCUCUAGGGCCCGCCUCCCUCCUCCCCUGUCUUGAAAGAGAAGGGCGACCACCAAACUUGGAGAAAGGAGGAGAGAAAAAAAAAAAAAAGAAAUAAAAAUAUUUUUAUUUUCUAUAAAAGGAAAAAAGGUAUAACAAAAUGUUUUAUUUUCAUUUUAGCAAACAUUGUCUUACAAUACUAGCUAAACGGCAAAGACGUUUUUAUAGGGAAACUAUUUAUAUGUAACAUCCUGAUUUACAGCUUCGGGAGAAAAAAAACAAAACAAAAAGAAACAACAAAAAAAAAGAGAGAUGGGCCAAUUUUUUGACUCUUUAAUAGAAACCUAUAUUGUGGUGCCUUUUGCUGUACGCUAAUCUGGAGCUCCUGGAGAAAAAGUCUGGGUUGUGGGGUGGGGGUGGGGGGAUGCAGGAUCCGGAGCUGGUGCCGGCGAGAGGAAGCAGGUAGAGAGAGGCUGCAGGGGUGGGGGGUGGGGGGUUGGGAGGGACCGAGUUGCGCAGCUGUGAUGGGUGGGCCCUUUGCCCCCUUGCAAGAUCUCGAGUCCUGCAUCCCCUGGGAAAGGCCAGGGAUCCUAGGCUUGGAGCUAGCGUUGGUGUCAGGUCACGUCUAGAGGGAGACUAAGGCCCAGCGACAGCAACCUGAAUGGGGCGGGGGCCUCCCCACUCCUCAAAGCUGCUAAGGGAGGAGGCACUGAGAACCAGGUCUUCCCAACAGUCCCCGCCCCAGGGAGGGGGCAGCUCUGCCAGGGCCCCACCGUUGGAGGCUCCUCCUCCCCACGGCCUCCAGGACGCCCCUUGUCCUCUGCAGCACCUUCGUUUACAGGUCGUCUUUUCUAUUACGCCUGCAUGUUCUUUGCAUUUCAGAUUCUUUAGAUUGGAUGCAUGGUCACGCUGGGACCUAGAAGAGCCACUCGACAGUGUAUUUGAUCCCCCUUUUAGCAAUAAAGUAACAUCAUUUCCUUCUCAGUCCAACGCCCAGCCUCCAUCCCACCUACGACUUCUGCUCCCUCUCCAGCCCCGCCCUCCUCACCCCCGAAAACUGGGUCCACUGCUAAUUUGUCCAAAAGGUAAUUGUUUAAAAAAAAAUACUCCCAAACAAAUGAGAACCCUGCCCUGAAAUGUCCAAACACCUGACUGUUGACACUUGAACAUUUUUAUAUUAUAAAUAAAAGCAGAAAUAACUCA